AUAUGAGUUUGUGAGAAUGUGUGAUGAGGUUGCUCGACUGUGACCGUGACAGACUAUGUAAAGCAGGGCGAGUGUGUGUGUGUGUUCAAGGUUUAAUUUCAGAAGCGACUGAGGACAGCGACAGUAAAUAUCUUCACCAAUGGGCCUGCAAAAUUCCCACCCCAAGUUGUUCCCCGGGGACAUCGUGGAAUAUCCCAGGAACAAGUACUUCUCCCAUUUCGGAGUUUACUACGGAGAGAGGGACGGCGUUCCCUACGUGGCUCACCUGACAUGUCGAGAUUCAGACGCUAAGCUCCCGCUCUUUGGCCGAGCACUGAGGUCAGAGGUUAAACUUGAUCCACUUUACCUGCUGGGGAACAAAUACAAGGUCAGCAACAUGCUGGACGACUGUUUCCCGGCCAGAGACUUCCAAGGCGCGGUGAAGCCGAACAUUGACGAGAUGCUGGGCCGCGAGGUGACCUUUGACAUCCUGUUUCACAACAGCGAGCACCAGGCCACGCUCUUCAGAUACGGGGUGAAGAAGUCUGAGCAGAUAGAGAUAAUCUAUAAACACAUCAUGCCGGCCUGGAAGAAGCUGUUUGACAACAAGAAACUGUGAGAAACGGCCUCAGCCACCGGAGGGCGCCGUUGUUCCUCUGAACUGAUGUCAGAGAAAAGGUUAAAAUGUUUUUACAGUGAAGUUUUAAUAUUCAAAAAAAAUAAAAAUAGGGCAAAAUGUAUAUUGGGAAAUUUUAUUGUUACAUCUAUUAAUCAUGUUAAAAUUUUUAAUCUUAAUAUUUUGACUUAGAGUGGGUUAUGGUUAGAGUGGUAGUGUGAAAAUGAAAUUAACUGCUUCAAUCACUAUUGUAUUAAAAAAUGAUUUACAAAAAAUA
Scophthalmus maximus (turbot) is the source of this 872-nucleotide messenger RNA. RefSeq names its product phospholipase A and acyltransferase 1-like (gene plaat1l). The record is from RefSeq and is a predicted model, not a curated record. Gene Ontology annotation, cellular component: cytoplasm. The coding region runs from base 140 to 598 and encodes 152 amino acids. NCBI's taxonomy places the organism in Eukaryota, Metazoa, Chordata, Actinopteri, Pleuronectiformes, Scophthalmidae. Gene Ontology annotation, molecular function: A2-type glycerophospholipase activity; glycerophospholipid phospholipase A1 activity. Gene Ontology annotation, biological process: N-acylphosphatidylethanolamine metabolic process. The transcript has 5 exons.